GUAUAUCAUCCCGCUUUCUCGGGGCGUCGCCAAUGAUAAAUCGCAGAUUCCGAUUGAUUGAGUCUUUCACGAAAGUCGAAUCGCCGAAGGUCAGAACAUUCUUAGACAAGAGAUCGGAUGAAAAAUUCGGCGCGAUCACACAUCACAAUCAAAUAAUCACUCUUUCUUCGUACUAUUUCAUUGAAUUCUUUACCCGGCCCUGUAUCCUUUGUUUACACAGUGCAGUUAGCCACAGAAACACUUGUCGAAGCGCAGCUACUACAUAGAUUCAUUCAAUUGCGUUAAAUUUAAUAAAAUCGAAUUGAAUUCAAUUUAAUUUAACCGUGUUCAAGAUGGAGGACAGCGAUGAUGCCCGGGAUAUGGCCAUCAAAGAGGCCAGGCUAGAGCAAAUGCUGAGUGAAAAAUUGAUGCAGGGAUACGUUCUAAUGGAGUCAACAUGUCCGAAGUGCUCAACUCCACUCGUUAAAAACCACCAGAUGGUCCCGCGAUCGCUCCAGUGUCCGUCCAGCGACCAAAACGAUACAAGACGAGUCGAUAAGUGCGUGCUGCUCCCUCAGGAAUCCUUCGAUCAACCCUUCAAGCCCGUCGAAGGGGUUCCAGUGUGCGUGCAGUGCAAUUCUCACGUGAUCACACAAGAGACGGAGGUAUCCAUUCUGGAACAAUGCGAUUCCAUGAAAGAUAAGGGAUCCAUUUAUGUGGCUCUAGAGGAAAUCACAGACGACAAACCGGAAAUUAUACACCUAGAUGGUGCCUUCGAAGUGAGUGUAAGUCCGAGUAAGGAACGAUCGAACAACACCUUCCGAGAUGGUGACAAUGUCACCGAGCAGAAACAUGAAUCACCAACAAGGCAAAUGGUUGACAUCGAGACAACCUUUGACGACGGUACUACCAACUACGAGAUUACCUUAUCUCCCCGAGAAGGAGAGGAAGGCAAACCAAUCGUCCUUGAUGGUGACGAAACCAAACCAAUCGACCUCGUGGAAGAAGAUCCACUAGGAUCGUAUGCUGAAAGGUAAGAAAACAAAAAGACAGAAGACAGGCAGAUACACAAUAAGAAACUAUUACGUAGAGUCGACAAACGCAAGCUAUUUAGUGUUUGCAUGAUUGCUAACAAUUUUUUUACAUUUUUUUUAAAUUGUCUCUCUUUUCACAAAUUGUAGGCGUGAACUCGCAACGAAGGUGUUAGGUGCGAAAAUGUUGCAGGGUUACACUCUCCAGGAGACGACUUGUGAAAAAUGCUCCAUGCCUGUCAUGAGCUACAAAGGAGUCGUAAAAUGCGUGGUAUGCCCCGCUCUCGCGAAAAGGGCGAAGAAGAAAUUGCGACAGAAGCAAAAGCAUCAAGAGGCUGCACUCGGCGGGCAGCAGCACGAGCAUGAAGAACCAAGUGACGUCUCGGAAGAUCUUCAACACCGGGACGAGCAAUUGGACCGUAUCAAGACCGUGCGCAAAGAGAUCGAAGAAAAAACGCAUCGCGAAGAAGAAGCGGAUGCCAAACGGGCGGAAGAACAACAAAAAGCGAUUAACCACGAAAAGGCUCGUAUUUUGGAUAAUAUGGAAGACGAUUCAAAAGAUCAUGCAGUUUCGCAAUCAGGACCAACAGAAGACCCUCAGAUACCAAUGUCGGAUGAACAAGCCGCGGAGUUGGCAAGAUUGGGAGCAAUUGCCAAAGAAGAGCAAAGAAAGCGCAAAUUGGCAAAAGAACAACGUCAAAAGGAAGAGGAAGCUGUCGAACUCGAAGCACAAAAGAAAGCUCUUCAAGAAAUUGAGACGAAGGCGUUGGCAGAGGAGUUGCAGCGUAUUGAGGGUAUGGACAAAAAUACCCUGCAAAACGAUAAGGCUUUGGCAAUGAAGAAGGACUUGAUGGUUGAGGAGUACCGCAAACGAAUGCUUGGAAAGGCGGCUUUGGACAAUGAAGUUGCUCGACUCGAAGAAGAACGUCUCAACGAAGAAAUGGAAGCUCGGCGAUUAGCAGAUGAACAGCGAGCAGAAUCCGAAAGCCGUAUGAUCGCUGCACUCGAAGCUGAUGCCGCAAUGAAGGCACUAGCUGCCGAGGAUGCCAUCCGCAAAGCAAAAGAAGCCUUGGCGGAGGUUCAAUCCACUAAGAAGCAAAUCAUUUCGCAAACGAUCGAGAUCGCAGAAAAAGAAGUCAUUGCAGAGGCGGAACAAACGAUCAUGGCAAACCGCGAGGACUACACUGAACCUGUCAUUCUUCCUACCGAUUCAGAAAUCGAAUCAGAGCGCUGGGAAACUCUCAGAAUGGAGGGUCGAGCGAUUAUGACAAGACGCAUUUUGCAAGGGUGGGAAAUUCUCCCUGAGGCGUGCAAGGGAUCCGAAUGUUUCAUGUCGCCUCUUAUCGGUCGUCUAGGACGCAAGGAGUGUUGCGUUUGUGGUGGGAAUGGUUCUGGGACCGAUGGAGCUUACUCCAAACAAGAAGUAGCAGAACAACAACAAUCUGAGGCCGAACUAGCUCCUCCACCAUCUGUCAAGCUUGAGACUUCUGAUGACGAAUGCAAAGGAAAGGAUUGGUAUGAUAUGAUGGACUUCGAAAAGAAACGGGCAAUCUACAGCAAAGAAAUCGGAAAGAGAAUGCUUCUAGGCUGGGUUCUUGUUGACGCGACCUGUCCCAAGUGCGGAAUGCCUAUGAUGAUGGAUGAUCUGGGAAACACCGAUAUAUGUGUUGUACACGGUGAGAUGAACAAGCACUUCGAUGCCUCUACAAUUGCAACGAAGGAUAUGGCAGCUCUUGAAACUGCUGGGGAAGUAAGUGUCGAAGAAGUUCCCGAGGAGACUGGAGAACAAAAGAAGCAUGUUGAAAGUGGAUCUGACGGAACAAGCCCUGAACUUGUAGUGAAGAGAACGGACAGCGAUCUAUGUUCUACAAUCCAAAAACAAGCUAAGAAGCAACAAACGAAGAGGAAACCUGUUACGACCAGUGACCCACCGGCAUUCAAGCCGCAGGCACGUGUUUCGGUGGAAACCGCCAGGCAAAUCUCUCAGGCAAGUGCUUUAGUUGAGAGCGCUAGGCAAAUCGCUGGUCAACCAUCCCAAAAGGUCAACGUCAAAGACGUUAUCCCAAUCGAUACAAAUGACUUUGCAGAUUCUUCCGCUUUUGAAAAAGUGACUGGAGCCCAAGGUCGCGAAGAGACCAAACCGAUAGACAUAUCGAUUGAAAUGGUUGCAAACAUGUUCUUGAAGAGCCCACAUGGAUACGAUUUUCAGGAUUUUGGACACUCGAUGAACGUUGACGAAAUUAAAGAGCUCGUUGACAUUUUCCUAGUGACAAACGUCGACAACAGUGUUUCAGAUGAUUUCAAGCUCUCGGUGGCCCAAAGAAUUCUUAGCAAGAUGAACUUGGACACUGCGAAGUCUCGAGAUGACUCUUUGCCGCUUCGUAUCGAAGUAGAUGAACAACAAUUCAACUUCAACGACAUAGAGAGUGACUAUACGGCGACAAAAUCGACGGGCAAGUUUGGAAAACGGGCCAAACCAAGACCCGAGGACCAAGCACGAGGCUUACCUCCCGUUUCACCAACCAAAAGAACAACGCCUCGGGGCGGUUUGAACUACGUUGGUAGUCCGACUUAUCGCCGUUCACGAAGCGACGACAUGUCCGUAGCUAGCCGUGCUAGUACUGUGGCAUCCGAUGCCCUGGAAUCUAUUUACGACAGAAUUGACGCUUGCAAGGAAAAGCUCUUGGAUCCCAAUAACACAUUGGAUGAGCAAAUUGCUACAGCUUCACUUCUCGAAAGGUUAGCGCAAGCCGCUGUAGCAGUGAAGGAAAUGGAAUACGUCGAGUAAAGCUUUUGAAGAGAUGACUGGCCGGGAGCAUUCAAGUUCAAUGUGGAGCUAAGAAAGGGACCAACUUUAAUUAUUUGUUUCAUACGAAGUACUUCCCAUGGUGAAAAUACAAGAGUAUUUUUAGA
This is a messenger RNA of Pseudo-nitzschia multistriata, 3923 nucleotides long. The record is from the annotation of a GenBank genome assembly. NCBI's taxonomy places the organism in Eukaryota, Bacillariophyta, Bacillariophyceae, Bacillariales, Bacillariaceae.